GGUCCCGCGUGGAGCCGCCGCCGCCGCCGCCGCCGCCGGGGAGGAGGAGGAUGAAGGACAAACAGAAGAGGAAGAAGGAGCGCACGUGGGCCGAGGCCGCGCGCCUGGUACUAGAAAACUACUCGGAUGCUCCAAUGACACCAAAACAGAUUCUGCAGGUCAUAGAGGCAGAAGGAUUAAAGGAAAUGAGAAGUGGGACAUCCCCUCUUGCGUGUCUCAAUGCCAUGCUACAUUCCAACUCAAGAGGAGGAGAGGGGCUGUUUUAUAAACUGCCUGGCCGAAUCAGCCUGUUCACACUCAAGAAGGACGCCCUGCAGUGGUCCCGCAGUCCGGCUGCAGUGGAGGGAGAAGAGCCGGAGGACACAGCCGACGUGGAGAGCUGUGGGUCUAACGAAGCCAGCACUGUGAGCGGUGAAAACGACGUUUCUCUUGAUGAAACGUCAUCGAAUGCAUCUUGUUCUGCAGAAUCUCAAAGUCGGCCUCUUUCCAAUCCCAGGGACAGCUACAGGGCUUCCUCACAGGCAAACAAGCAAAAGAAAAAGACUGGGGUGAUGCUGCCACGAGUUGUCCUGACUCCUCUGAAGGUAAACGGGGCCCACGUGGAAUCGGCGUCAGGGUUCUCGGGCCGCCACGCCGAUGGCGAGAGCGGCAGCCCGUCCAGCAGCAGCAGCGGCUCUCUGGCCCUGGGCAGCGCUGCCACUCGUGGCCAGGCCGAGGUCGCCCGGGACCCUGCCCCGCUCCUGAGAGGCUUCCGGAAGCCGGCCACAGGUCAGAUGAAGCGCAACAGAGGGGAAGAGAUAGAUUUUGAGACGCCUGGGUCCAUUCUUGUCAACACCAACCUCCGGGCCCUGAUAAACUCUCGGACCUUCCAUGCCCUGCCAGCCCACUUCCAGCAGCAGCUCCUCUUCCUCCUGCCUGAAGUGGACAGACAGGUGGGGACAGAUGGCCUCUUGCGUCUCAGCAGCAGUGCACUGAAUAACGAGUUUUUCACUCACGCGGCCCAGAGCUGGCGGGAACGCCUGGCUGAUGGUGAAUUCACUCAUGAGAUGCAAGUCAGGAUCCGACAGGAAAUGGAGAAGGAAAAGAAGGUAGAACAGUGGAAAGAAAAGUUCUUUGAAGACUACUAUGGACAGAAAUUGGGUUUGACCAAAGAAGAGUCAUUGCAUCAGAAGGUGGGCCAUGAGGAGGCUGACAUCAAGAAUGACUUGCAUGUCCCAGGAGAAUCAGCACGGCCACAGCGUGGUCCAGCCACCCGGCAGCGAGAUGGGCAUUUUAAGAAACGCUCUCGGCCAGAUCUCCGAACCAGAGCCAGAAGGAAUCUCUACAAAAAGGAGCCAGAACAAGCAGGGGUCACUAAAGACACACAGUCUGUGGCACCAGACAUCCCCCUCUACAAGGAUGGGGAGGCUGAGAGCGACUCAGCAGAGGCAGGCAGCCCUCAUCUGCCUGACACGGCCUCUGUAGCACCCGAACCAGAGAGUACUGAAUUCCUGACCCAGCCUGUGGCUUCCCGGACGCAGACCGAUCCAGGCGACCUGGCACGUGCCUCCGUGUCUCCAGACAGGAUUCCCAGCUUGCCUCAGGAGACUGCGGAUCAGGAACCCAAGGAUCAGAAGAGGAAAUCCUUUGAGCAGGCGGCCUCCGCAUCCUUUCCCGAAAAGAAGCCCCGGCUUGAAGAUCGUCAGUCCUUUCGUAACACAAUUGAAAGUGUUCACGCCGAAAAGCCACAGCCCACCAAAGAGGAGCCCAAAGUCCCGCCCAUCCGGAUUCAACUUUCACGUAUCAAACCACCCUGGGUGGUUAAAGGUCAGCCCACUUACCAGAUAUGUCCCCGCAUCGUCCCCAUCACGGAGUCCUCCUGCCGGGGCUGGACUGGGGCCAGGACCCUCGCAGACAUUAAAGCCCGUGCUCUGCAAGUCCGAGGGGCGAGAGGCCACCACUGUCAUCGAGAGGCGGCCACCACUGCCAUCGGAGGGGGGGGUGGCCCGGGUGGAGGUGGCGACGGGGCCACCGAUGAGGGAGGUGGCAGAGGCGGCGGCAGUGGUGAUGGUGGUGAGGCCUGUGGCCACCCUGAGCCCAGCGGAGCCCCGGGCACCCCUGGAGAGUGUGCGUCAGAUCUACAGCGAACACAACUACUGCCGCCUUGUCCUCUGAAUGGGGAGCAUAUCCAGGCUGGGACUGCCCUGUCCAGAGCCAGGAGAGAGGACCUGAUUGCUCUCAGAAAGGAGAGCUGCGCACGGCAGAGGGUUCCAGAUGUCCUCACAAGUGGGCUGGAAGAUGCCUCCCAACUCCCCGUUGCUCCCCCUGGGGACCAGCCGUGUCAGGCUUUGUCCCCACUGUCCUCCCAAACCCCAGCCCCGGAGAGAUCAGUUGAGCAGUGUACGUUGCAUCUAGAUGUUAGAACUGAACACGAGUCUGGUACCGCUUCCUUGGGAAGCGAUGAUGAGGAUCGAGGAUCCUCUCUUCCCCCAGAGGGUUGUCCUGUGCAGUCUCUAGUGGGGGAUGUUGUAUUGGAAGGAGGACCUGGCCAAGCUCGAGACCAAGACAGUAUCCCCACCAUGAAGGAUCCUGUGAAUGUGACUCCUAGUUCCCCCACUGAACCACCAUUGGCUGGUUGCCUGCAGGAUAGACUGUGUGAUGAGGAAUUAGGACUUGGUGACUCAUGCCCAUCCAUAAGGGAAAGUGCUACUAGACAAGAAGACUUGACAACUGAGGCCCUGGUCUCUGAUGGUGCUGCUCCUUGGGUGCCUGGCUUGUCAAAGGAUGAGGCAGUGGGACAGCCUGGACCAGACUCUAGGGAACAUGUCCCAUCUGUUGAGCCCCAGGCUGUGGAAGAGUGGGAGAAGGCUGCUCCCCUCAUUCCUGCGUUACCUGGAGAGUUGACAGCUGGGGAGGGGCUAGGCCUCCCUAACCACUUCCCUUUGCUCUGGACAGUGCCACCUCGAGGGAGCACUGAUGACAGCACUGGUAGCGACUGCAAACAGGUGGAAGGUGGAAAGUUGAAAAUCAAUGGAGACUCUGAAGCCCUGAGUCCUCAUGGCGAGUCCACAGACACGGCUUCUGACUAUGAAGGCCACCUGUCUGAGGACAACAGCGAGGCUGACCCCAAUGAGGCCACCGUGGUGAAGAGAGCCUUGGUGGUGGACACAGAUGAGAAACACAGUUGGAACCACUCUGCCUCACUCUCCAAAGUGAAUGGUGACCAGAGUCUGGUUACAAGGACAGACAGCAUGGCUGCUCCUCAGAGCUGGGUGUCUCGUGUAUGUGCAGUCCCCCAAAAGAUUCCAGAUUCCCUGCUGCUGGCCAGCACCGAGUACCAGCCGAGGUUCAUGUCUCUGGGUAGGCCUGGGUCCUCAGUGGAGGCCACUAACCCACUUGUGAUGCGGUUGCUGCAGGGUAACUUGCCCCUAGAGAAGGUUCUUCCUCCAGCCCAAGUCACUGGCAAACCUGAAUCCCCAUGUCUCCUCCUUAUGAAAGAGCAGAGCCUUGGCGGCUCCCUGGGAGUGGGAUCUUUGCAGGAUUUGGCAGAAAACAGUUGCGCAGUUGGCAAGAGCAGCUCCCGUUCUUUAAGAGCUUCAAAGGAGCCUCUUCUACCUGAAAGCCUUGAAGCAAGCACUGGUCUUGCCAGGCUGGAGCCCACCCAGGCUCCUGGAGCACCCCAGAAGAUUUCCAAGACAGUCACAAGUCUAGACUCCCUCUAUCCAGGGACAGAGCUGACGGCUGCCUCUGGGAAAGUAGAAGAAGUGGAUUCCAAAGAGCGGUUCUCUCCUGCUAGUUCGGAAGAUCAGAAGGAAGCCUGUGACAUGUCCCAGUGCAGUAAUUCAAAUGCUGCCCCAGGCAGAAGUCCUGGAAAUCUCACUACCUCGAGAGCCCCUUGUUUCUCAUCUUCAAACGCAAUCUCCUUGGCUCCCGAUCAGAUAGGUCGGGCCCUGGGUAAUCAGAACAGUGCUGGAGGCCAAGGGAAGAAGCUCUUUGGCCCCAGGAAUGAGGCUGCAGCCCUUCCGCAACCCAGACCCGUAGAGCCAAUGCCACUGCCCGCUGAUGCCCCUCCUGGUUUUCCCAGUCGGAAGUUGGGGCCAAGCAAAAACUCUGUGUCCGGUGGGGUACAGACCGCCAGGGAAGACUGGGCUCCAAAGCCACCGCCUGCCUCUGUUGGCAGCAUCAAGAGCGAGAAGACUUUUGGGGGGGGUCCUCUCAAGGCAAAUGCCGAGAACAGAAACGCCACUGGGCCUGGUCCUCGGGAACUAGUGGAUCACUUGCAGGGGAUGCCCUUUGUCCUUGACCUGCCCUUCUGGAAAUUACCCCGAGAGCCUGGGAAGGGGCCUGGUCAGCCUCUGGAGCCUUCCUCCAUCCCCUCCCAACUCAAUAUCAAACAGGCAUUUUAUGGGAAGCUUUCCAAACUCCAGCUAAGUUCCACCAGCUUUAAUUAUUCCUCUAGCUCCCCCACCUUUCCCAAAGGCCUUGCUGGGAGUGUGGUGCAGCUGAGCCACAAAGCAAACUUUGGUGCGAGCCACAGCGCAUCCCUUUCCUUGCAGAUGUUCACUGACAGCAGCACGGUGGAAAGCAUCUCGCUCCAGUGUGCGUGCAGCCUGAAAGCCAUGAUCAUGUGUCAGGGCUGUGGUGCGUUCUGUCACGAUGACUGUAUUGGACCCUCAAAGCUCUGUGUAUUGUGCCUUGUGGUGAGAUAAUAAAUUAUGGCCAUGGGAAAAGUUGUAUAUUUA
This is a messenger RNA of Callorhinus ursinus (northern fur seal), 4721 nucleotides long. NCBI's taxonomy places the organism in Eukaryota, Metazoa, Chordata, Mammalia, Carnivora, Otariidae. The record is from RefSeq and is a predicted model, not a curated record.